Messenger RNA from Pomacea canaliculata, 8239 nucleotides. Its product is annotated as glutamate carboxypeptidase 2-like. Bases 1781 to 4069 code for a protein of 762 amino acids. The record is from RefSeq and is a predicted model, not a curated record. The transcript is spliced from 21 exons. Gene Ontology annotation, molecular function: carboxypeptidase activity. Lineage: Eukaryota; Metazoa; Mollusca; Gastropoda; Architaenioglossa; Ampullariidae.
AUAUCCAGGCAGAAGUCAAUGAAUUAGCACUGUUCUGUCUCAGUAACUGCGGUGACCAGCCAGAACCACAGAACACCGUCUCAUGUUGAAGACCAAUCGCCGGGCUUGCGGUCAGCUGAAAUAUGUCUCCCACAGGGAAAACCUACAAAGUUAACUUGCAGCUGAAGCUCAUUCAACCUCUUGAAAACACCUUAGUUGCUAAGCACCGUGGGUCCUAUCAGCAUACCAUAUGUCUGAACUACACAUACUUGUCAUAGCGUCCAGCAUAGCAGGGCGAAAUCAGGUAACUGUCAAGCAGAUGAUGAAGAGACCACGGAGAUCGCGGCAUAUCUGCGUGUAAGCAUAAAUCUCGAUAGGAGCCGCAGUAAAAUGUAUUUCUUAUUAUCACUUUGAGAACACUUAAACAGUUUAGCCUGUGUGAAGAUGUUUGUCUUUCCUCUUGACGGGGAAUACUUUUUACCGAUGUACCAUUUUUCAUUUCCUCAAGUUUUAUAUCCUCUUUAUGUAUCGUGCUUAUGAUACUUCAGGAUCCUAUUCUUUCCUGUUUUCUCGUUUGUCUUUUCAAGUAACGGAGAGGCGCUGACCAGUGUCCCUUAUAAUAAAAUCUUCUUUUUUUGCAAUAAAGUCAAAGGAUUUAUAGACCGUGAAGCCUCUGUUACUGUUACCCCACUCUAAUGUCUACCCAACAAUAUUGAUACCCGUUUAUAAUAUCCAUAUAUCAAGAUCGAAAAUAGGCGGCGGAAGGAUUAAGAGACUACAGGGGUCCGUCUUUGACACGAUGAACCACUCAGAGAGUGUUGCCCAACAAGGCGAUGACGCCACAGAAACUUUACCUUUUACACAGCAUAACAUAAAAAAAAAAGCUGCAACAGGACGGCUGAGAAAAACAGGAUUUUAUUACCGCGUGCUGUUAGGAACCAGCUAACACUAAAAAAAAAUUAACGAGGUCAAGUCAUGCAUCGACUGACCCGAAUAAGACUGGUAAAUUUUUCAACUUGACGAGAAGACGGCAGACAGCUGUUUGGUGAACAGAGAAUAAACAUCAUCCAUUUUCAUUUCUUCACCUCGUGACAAACCAACGGAUAUAAAGUUACGUUGUUAUUUGUAAGGCGAUGUGCUGUGGGCGAAUGUGUUGUGUAGCAUAAAACAGUGAUACUCUUACAGUUGUAAAACAGUGACAAUAAUUCCUCACAUGAAUGGUUGUAAAAUAUAAUUAUUGAGGAUCAAAUGAUUGAUUUGUCAACAAGUGAAUCCCUAUGAUGAUGCACGUCCACUUGUCAUGGGAACCUGAUGGCUGAUUAUUAUUUUGCAGGUGAAGCUUGUUCUUUUUCUUCUGUACUUCACUUGUGAUGUUCGACGGCUUUUCUACUUCAUAUCUUCAUCAUCGGUUCAAAAAAAAAAAAAAAAAAAACAAAACUGUCCGAGCUCAUGUCAUAAUUGAAUCCUGUGACCAAACGUUCGCAAGGCAUCUGAAAAUCGGAUGUUGACAGGCUAUUCACUCUUUCGAAGUAUACUGUCGCCCCAUGCCUUCGACAAAGACUUGUAUCUUGUGGCGCUGUAGCAAGGCGAGAGGAAGCUAAGUGACAGAUGUGUUCUGAGGCUCAAACCCUUCGUCGGGAGACCUAGUUAACGUUGAACCAUCAGCUUCAUCAUCGUCAAACCUUAAUUAAAGGGAGAAGCAAGAGACGUGUAACCAGAUCUCGGCUGCUUAUCAGCCAGCUGCGAUGUAAAGACUUGGAGUGUCCUUCAUCCUGUCAGAAGCCCUUGAAAACCUGCAAAGAUGAUGCGAGGAUUUGAUUCAAUUGAAUCAAUGAAUUCAGAAGAGCUGCUGGUGAGAAGGAAGAAGGGCAACAAGAGAUAUCUUGUUUUCGGUACCGUCUGUGGCGUGUUCUUCGUGAUAGGUGUGCUAAUUGGUUAUUUCUCUCAUCCUUCAACCCCGUCGACCAAUGGCGGAAACAAACCGGACUCUCGUGGGCCAGUACCUUCAGGAGAUGACAGUUUCAAUUCCACACAAUUUAUUUUGGCAAAUGUGGACAAGGAUAAAAUUCGCAACAAUUUAAGGGAAUACUCCAAAGAACCCCGGCUAGCUGGCACAAAACAGGAUGCAGAUCUUGCCAAAAAAAUUCAGUCCGAUUGGAUUGCUAAUGGCUUGGAUGAGGUCCACAUGGCCACCUAUGAUGUGCUGCUAUCUUUCCCAAACACAACAACCCCUAACCUGAUCCAGAUCAAAAACGUGACAUCAGGACAGAUAAUCAGUGAAACAAAACCAUAUGAAGUGGCACUCACACCAGCAGAAAACAACUCUAAUGUUGUUCCACCAUUCAAUGCAUUCUCUCCUGCUGGCGAUGUUACUGGUGACCUGGUCUAUGUGAACUAUGGAACUGUAGAGGACUUUAUGUACGUGACAACUAACCUGUCAUUUAAUUUGACUGGGACCAUAGUCAUAGCUCGCUAUGGCAAAAUUUUCCGUGGUGACAAGGUGGAAAAUGCCCAACAUUUCAAUGCAGCUGGGGUAAUCUUGUACUCGGACCCUAGAGAUUUCAGCACUCAUAACGUCAAGCCAUAUCCAAAUUCAUGGUGGCUUCCAGGCACAGGAAUUCAGCGAGGAACAGUCUAUGGUGAUGGUGACAUCCAGACACCACUCUAUCCUUCAACCUACUAUGCCAACCGAAUACCCGUAGAAAAGGUAGCACUGCAAAAAAUACCAUGCCAGCCUAUAGGAUACGAGGAUGCCUAUCAGCUUUUGGGACAUCUGGUAGGCCCUGAAGCCCCAGCAACUUGGCAAGGAGGUCUGAACUUCACAUACCGCAUUGGUCCAGGAUAUGGAAACACAUCUGAUCUCAAAGUUCGGCUUAUUGUCAACAACUACAUAAAGGUGAAGCCAGUCUACAAUGUCAUAGGCUACAUUAAGGGCAGGGAGGAACCAGAUCGAUAUGUUCUAAUUGGAAAUCAUCAUGAUGCCUGGGUUUUUGGUGCUGUUGAUCCUCUCUCGGGAACAGCAUCUGUAACAGAGAUAACACGUGUUUUUGGACAAAUGCUUAAAAAGGGUCAUCGGCCACGGCGAACUUUGGUUUUCUGUAGUUGGGAUGCUGAGGAGCCAGGAUUGAUUGGAUCAAUAGAAUGGGUGGAGGACCACUUAAAAGUGCUUCUUCAGCGAGGUGUGGCCUAUCUGAACAUGGAUAGUUCUGCGACUUCUAAUUUUACAUUAGCCAUAGGCACUAGUCCACUUUUGCAGGAUGCUAUUUAUGAAGCAGCAAAGCAUGUACCUAGCCAAGAUCCAUCGUUUGCUACAAUGUAUGACAUGUGGCUGCACAGACCACGCUCUAACAAAUCAAAUCUACAGGAGCCUCAGCUAACCUACUCCUUGGGUUCAGGGAGUGACAUGGCAGCUUUUUAUCAGCGAGCUGGAAUUUCAUCAAUUGACAUGGUGAUGACCUAUGAUGAGGCCAACAUUCCAAUAUCAACUUAUCCACUGUACCAUUCCAGUUACGAAACGUUUUAUGCUUUCGACGCUUUCAUUGAUCCUGGAUUUACAGCAACAGCUGCAAUUACAAAGCUUAUGGCUAUUCUAGCCAUCAACCUGGCUGAUUCUGAGCUGCUUCCUAUGAAAGUAGAACGGUAUUCCAGAGCAAUAUAUGAUGCAUAUGCUACCCUAGCAACUCAUUACAGGGAUUUGUGGCAGUCUAAAGGUGUAGAUAUUGAGUCUUUAGAUUCAGCUGUCCAUAAUUUCAGUCUUGCUGCAAAAGCCUUCCAGGAGCAACUGGACAAUAUUAGCAAAUCACUGAGUGGCAGCCCUCUUCUGCAGCGUAUGAUUAAUGAUAAACUCAUGCAGCUAGAACGAGCGUUCUUGGACCCAGAGGGUUUGCCUGGUCGGCCUGAUCAAAAACACAUGAUGUUUGCACCGAGCCAGUUUGAUUCCUACAUCGACAACAGCUUUCCAGGGAUAGUCGACACCAUGUUUCAGAUCGAACAUGGCAGCGACAAGUGGGAUCAGCUGAAGCAGCAGGUGUACAUUGCCACAUACACCAUACAAUCAGCUGUCUUCACACUUCAGGGCCUUGGCUUGUAGCAUGGAGGCUUUCAUAAGUGCUUAAAGACUUGUGUGGAGUGACAGCAGCUUGGUGGCAACAAGUUUCCGUCCUCCAGAGCAGAACUGAUUCUCUGCAACUUUAUCAAACAUAUCUUCACAGAGUCUUUCUUAUAUCUGUAUGAGUCAGGACCAAGAAAAGUGCACAAUGCCAAGAAGGGAAAGAACUCAGAAAUUAACAUUGUUUCUUUCAGGCUGUCUUGUGAUAGAAGUAUUUUUCCAUAACCAAAAUGUCUCCAGCUGUUGUUGUUGAGCAACAUUUUUCGACAUCGCACACAAAUGACCAUAGACCAUUUGUUUGCAUAAUCUGCAUAUUGUCUUUUGUUGUAGAAUGUUCAUAUUUCUUAGCCAGUUAUUAUGUUUGGUUUUAUUCCUUGUAUUAUUGUUAUUAUGGCUUAUGUAUUACCUCCUGAGUCUCAAGGACUCAUUUUGUCUAUGUGCAAUUGAUUUUUUCUUACAAACUUUUGGGAGAGAGCUGUUAUACACCUUUAACAUGAUUUGGUGGUUGUUAUAAACAAUUAUUUUGUUUGUAAAGAUUUUUUUUGGGUUUGGUUAAAUUUGUUAGUUCCAGUGAUCUUGUAUUGUUACUUUACUACAUUUUGUUUUUAUGCAGACAUUAUAAUCAUAUUUUUGCAGGCUUGGUUCUUAAUAAUUUUUUUCAAAGAACAAUUAUAUUUAGAGACUUCCCUCCCGUUUAACUUUUUAAAUUGUCUUAAGUUUCAUUAUGAUUAAUAUUGGUUUGCUUGGAUGCUGUUGGUUAUCUUUGCAAGUAUUUGUUUUCUUCUGUUUCUUUCUAUUCUACCUUGUUGUCAAGAGGUUAGCUCGUUUUGUAGGUAUCUCAAGUAGAUCCAGUUUCUGAAUGAGUUGUCUGAUUCUAAGCUGUGGAUAGUGUCCUGUUGUUUCUUCUCAAAUAACACGAGAACCAGAAAGAUUAUUUGAUACUGUAACUCUUGGCACUUUAUGACAAGAGAAUCUGAUGGUUGCAUAGUUGUAGUGUUCAAAUGUUAGUGUUUCCAGCAUAAAUAUGGAGGAAUAUACAAAGUCAUAACCUUUGCUUUGAAUGUAAAUGGUGUGUGACUCCAGUAGAUGAAAAAUUCAGCUUAAGUUACUGUAUCUGACUGGAAGUUAAAAUAUUUAAAUUAUUUUCUGACUGACUUUUCUUGUGAACUUAAAUUUGUCCAUGAUGAAUUUUAUAGUAUUUGGUUUGAGUGCAGCAUAGUACAUAAUUUUAGCUUUCCCAAACACAUUUGAACUUUCAUUUUAAAGUCACGUCUGUACUUAUUUUGUGACUUUUUAAAGAUUACGAUGAUAUUAACCCCGAUUUUGUAUUUUUUUAAAAGAAAUAUUUAGACUGUAUACAUGCCCGUCGAUCACCUUUUCCUCUUAUUGAUCCGUUAAAUUCUUGUGUGACAUUCCACAUCUCAACUUUAUCAAGUUUGUGUCCAACGGCUCCAAGUCCUCCCUUAGACUUUCAAUAGUUUUGUUUUGCUUUGUCGUUUCUGUAACCAUUUGUUGCCUGGGGCUAUUUUAAUGAGUUAAUUACGCAUGGCAUGCUUAUCAGGCAAGGACGAAAAUCAUCUGCUUCUGUCUUUGGCCUGUUUCUCGAUUGUUCCCCAGGCGUAGUUCCCUAGGGAUUGUAGUUCCUUCUCUACUGUCCGUCGCCAGGCUUUGAGAGUCGAGGACACAGCGCUUCCUGGUUAUGGCUUCGUGGUCGCCUCCGAGAAUGUCAUUAGACUUCUCAGUCUUCAUCGUAUUCUCCUGAGGUGGCAUGGCUGUCCUGAUAGGAUUGGGCCAGCAAGUCUUCCCGUGAAAGGUUCGUAAGAUCCUGAGCACGCGCUUGGUAUGAAAUGUGAACAGUUUAUUCAGGUCUGCCUCCCUCACCUCAUAACAUUUUCAAGCCAUGCAGGAGGACGUGUCUCUGGUAUAGCUUGAUGCUGUACCUGGAGGACUUCUAGACGUUGUUGAGUGUCUAAAGGGCCGCACCCACGCAUUCCCUUCUCCUUCCUUACUGAGUCUGCUCACCAUUCACUAUUUAUCGUGUUUGUUUACGCUACCGAGGCUUCUGAAGGUCUCGGCUGUGGGGAUAUCUUUCCAAUCGAUUUGAACAGUUCUCGGGUUGCUGGUGUUAGGAGAGGCCAGUUCAGUGCGCUGGUAAUAAUUGAUGCUACCUUUUUUUAAAAAAAAAUUUACCUGCACCUGCCAUAAGGUUUUCUGGUCACCUUUUACCUGCGUACGGUCCGCUGUAGAUUGGAUCCACUGCUUGUUUGGGAAAGUCAGAAGUUCAACAUUGACGCUGUCCAGGCAUUUAUAGAUAAAACUACUGUUUCUCUCACUAGAAAAUGGGGAUGAGGAUCGCUAGUCAUACAGUAUAAACGAACUUUGUGUACUGUUGCUAUCACAGACCAUCAGUGGAUGGGAAUUUGGCUAAUUUUACCUGAUGCGUAACCAAGAACAGACUCGCUACCCUCUAGAAACUGCAUUUUCUGCUUUUUUCACUGUUCUCUCUCUUUUAUUAUCACAUUUCUUUUGUUCACUGUCUGUGUGUGUGAGAGAGAGGUGUUGUGUGCAGUUGAAACAAACUUUGUGAAGUAUAUCAUUUUCAUGAACUCUACCCCACCGGCGACUUCGCUCAGCACUCGCUAUUUAUCCAGACGCUGCACGUACUAGCCUCUGACACUGCCUGUCGUCUGUCAAAACAGCGAAGGAGGAUGAACUCCCAACAGUAGUGGUAUUCACAGCAUAGGUAAAGCAUAGACUAAGCUUCUGCAAGCCAGAUUUAUUAGAGAACUGAGAACUGGUGUUUAAUGCCAUUCCAGCAACUCAAGGUUUAUCAUAGCCAAGUAGGAGGGUCAUGUUAAAAGAUGAGAAGAUCGAAAGUCUAUGUACAUAUAAUUUAAUGCAUAUUUGUGUGUUUAUGUUUUAUAUUUGAAAAGUGCAACAUAUAAACAGUUCCAUGUAUUUCUUUGCCUGUUAAUCAGCUCCUGGAAAUAAAAACUGAUUACAUUGAUAAUUAAAAUAAUUUCGAGUUUGUGUCAGGCAGGCUGUAACUGCUGUUUGCUAGAAACAGUCUGGAAACAAGUGUAUUAAAGUUUUAGCACUGCUGCUCAAAUUAGAUAUUGUUGCGAAUUGCUUUCCGUAGUGAAUAAGAAAUAAUCUCUUGCAACUCGGAUUCUUUCAAGGUGAAAGAUAUCUUCAGUAGGAGAAUUAAAUAUUCUGUUGUCAAUGACUGUCGUGCUCUAAGUUAAUCGACAGAUGCCAGAGCCAGAUCCCUAACGAACGCAUGAUCAAUUCUUUUUCGACCAGUCGUGGAGUGGCAUCUCAGGUUAUCGCGUCUGCCUUAAAUAAAAGUUAAUGGAUUUUUUUCCCCCAUUAGCAGCGAACUUUGCCUUAAGUGCAAAUAGACGUGGUGACCUCGAGGCUCAAAUUCAAGUUUGUGAAAAACUAAAGCGACUAGUCGACUUCUUUACUUUGAAAAAAAAGAGUUGCCUACGCAGCUGGAAAAGGAAAUUUUGUGGCUCACGGGCAAAUUUCCAUUAGCGAUUUUUAUUUCACAAAUGUGUGUGACAUUGCAAGUUUUAUUUCUUUAAUUAUUGUCAGACUUUUUUGCAAAAAGUGCGGCACCACUUCUAAUAACUUGGCUUAAAAUGCAAAAAUCAGUAUGCAGAGUUGAGAAUGGUUUCUGCGUGCAUAUGAACAUGAAUAAAUAAGUUAGCACGCGGAGGGAGCGUUGUUGAGGGGUUGCUCGAUCCCUUUUUUCAUUCAUUAACUACAAUGUGAGCAUAGUGUUUGAAUGGGUGAUGCACAGGUUUUUGCUUGACAUACUGUUGUCACUGAGGUCAAAUUACUGGCACAAGAUGUCCAGGGUUUUAUUAGCAUAUCUAUUUUUGAGGUAGUUUCCUGAUAUACAUCAAUUAACUCCAAUCUUUACUUUGUAUUAUUGUCUGUACAAGCCAUAUAUGCAAAUAUGUUCGGGAUCACGGGAGCGGAUCCAAGAAAUAAGUAACGGGUGCGGGGAUUCCUCGAAUAUCUUGCAAUUGGUCAUUUGUUUUAGUUGUUGAAUGUAACUGGAGGCUUGUAAUCUUUAGCUGUUCACAUGACAUUCAGAUCCUCCUCACCACAUCCAGAAAUAAUAAUAAUAAUUACCAUCAUCAA